Messenger RNA from Penaeus chinensis, 1374 nucleotides. RefSeq lists its product as uncharacterized. Lineage: Eukaryota; Metazoa; Arthropoda; Malacostraca; Decapoda; Penaeidae. The transcript has 5 exons. Bases 515 to 931 code for a protein of 138 amino acids. The record is from RefSeq and is a predicted model, not a curated record.
GCGAGUGCCAGUCUUCGCCCGUCUGCCCCUUGGUGAAGAAACUUCGACAACCGGAGGCUAGUGCCUGUCUUCGCCCGUCUGUCCCUUGGUGAAGAAACUUCGACAACCGGAGGCUAGUGCCUGUCUUCGCCCGUCUGUCCCUUGGUGAAGAAACUUCGACAACCGGAGGCUAGUGCCUGUCUUCGCCCGUCUGUCCCUUGGUGAAGAAACUUUUACAACCGGAGGCUAGUGCCUGUCUUCGCCCGUCUGUCCCUUGGUGAAGAAACUUCGACAACCGGAGGCUAGUGCCUGUCUUCGCCCGUCUGUCCCUUGGUGAAGAAACUUCGACAACCGGAGGCUAGUGCCUGUCUUCGCCCGUCUGUCCCUUGGUGAAGAAACUUCGACAACCGGAGGCUAGUGCCUGUCUUCGCCCGUCUGUCCCUUGGUGAAGAAACUUCGACAACCGGAGGCUAGUGCCUGUCUUCGCCCGUCAGUGCCAUAGUGAAGAACUCAGUGUUCUGCGACUAGGAGAGCCAUGGCCACUAAGAAGGCCGCCGCCAAGGAGAGAAGGCAGCAGUACAAACAUGCUGUCCUUAACUACAUUAAGGAGAAGGGCGAAGACGACGCCCACGAGAGGGAAGAGGUCCUGAGCAGCCUGACUUCGGACCUCGGCCUCAGCAAAGACGACAGAAAUUCCCUGAACCAGGUCAUCACUACGAUGAUAGCUCAAGGACUCAUAAUCCUUGAACUGGAUGGUGGCAUAGAAAGCAUCCGACUCGAGGAUCCAGACAAGAGUAUCAACAAGGAUAAGAAAAAAAGGAAAAAAAUGCCACAAGGCAAAAGGAAAAGGUUCAGGCCCUUAACUGGUCCGCCAUCACCUUCUACAAUUCUGACGGGUUCUACACCGUCUACAUCAAUGGCCGUGGAGGAUUCUGACGUCGAGUCAGACUAAGAUGACCACUGCCAAGAAAACCUGAGGAUAUAACUACCCACUAUUCAGUCGCUAAAUCUGGCCAGGGAAACGAUCCUCGUGGGGAGGGAUCGCCGUGCGGGCGACGCUGAUGAGACUCCCUUGGACGCCACGGAUAAGCCUCGGACUGAUCGAGGCGAGGAACCCGUGGCACCGUCGGCGUCUCCGGGCUGGGACGUCUCGACGAUCGCCGCGCCCUUCCGUGACAUCGGUGGCCUGAGGCGCAGAGGAAGGGCGCAGGCCUGCGUCGACGCGGGGAUUCGGGCCUCUCCUGGAAGACCGGAUGACGAGGCUGGGCGAAGGGCUGUUCGCCGAGGUGCUCGCCACGGGCUGCCCGGGCUCGCCGCCCUUGUGCAUCUAGAGCUUCAAGGACCACUUCGCCUCGUCCUCGCCUCAACGUUUCCUUGUUUCUAUAUAUUUUUUAA